Messenger RNA from Aphanomyces invadans, 768 nucleotides. RefSeq lists its product as hypothetical. The transcript has a single exon. The record is from RefSeq and is a predicted model, not a curated record. Gene Ontology annotation, biological process: dUMP biosynthetic process; dUTP catabolic process. NCBI's taxonomy places the organism in Eukaryota, Oomycota, Saprolegniomycetes, Saprolegniales, Verrucalvaceae. The coding region runs from base 22 to 738 and encodes 238 amino acids. Gene Ontology annotation, molecular function: dUTP diphosphatase activity; magnesium ion binding.
GCUCCAUCCAUCGAUCGUUCCAUGGGCCGCGAAGUGCUGUUCGUGAAGAAGCUCACCGCCCACGCGAUUGUGCCGUGUCGUGGGUCAAACUUUGCAGCGGGGUUCGACUUGUCCAGCGCCUACGAAUGCGUCAUUCCUGCGCAUGGCAAGGGCCUGGUGAAGACUGACAUUGCGAUUGCAAUUCCACCUGGCACGUAUGCCCGUGUCGCCCCUCGGUCAGGGUUGUCGUGGAAAAACCAUUUGGAUGUCGGCGCAGGCGUGAUCGAUGAAGAUUACCGAGGAAAUGUCGGAGUUGUCAUGUUCAAUCAUGCGAACGAAGACUUCCACGUCAAAGCAGGGGAUCGCAUUGCCCAGUUGAUCCUUGAACGAAUUGUCACCCAUGCAACCGUGGAAGAAGUCGAAGAACUGAGCGAAACUGAACGAGGCGAAGGAGGAUUUGGCUCGACUGGCGUCGCCAAGAAAUUCAAAUACGACGAAGAGAGCAACAAAACUGUUUGUACAAUGGACGAUGACUGCAAGGACUCCACGCCCGCGUCGUCCAACCCCAAUUCAACGACGAUUAUCGCAGCCAUUGCCGCCGUAGAAUCAUCGCUGGACGAAGUACAACGCAAGAAAGUGAAAGGUAUCAUCGUACAGGCUGACGCGCGCAAGUACGAUAUCCUGCUCCAAGCCAGUGCACAUUUCUUGGCAUCGGGCAACAAGGACAGCUUUCUUGAAUGGCUGCACGCAUUGCUGUAACAUGAUCAAUAUGUACACGUGUUCAUCCAA